UGAUAGUGACAAAGGGGAUCUGGUGGUGGCAUUUAGGUAGCAACUAGGAAGAGUAAUAAGGGAAUAAUGGAUGGGAAAAUGAAAAGAAAAAUACUUAAAUAGACAAUCUCUAGUGAUUUUGAGAGAAUUUUCUACUUUAGAAAAAGAAAUAUGUUCCAGCAAAUAUUAUAGUAUAUUUAUUGGGAGUGGACUUGGUCAUCUAGUUGUCUAGUAUGGCUUUGUUUAUGCCAGAGAAGAUGCCCCUUCGUCAUCUAAAAUGACAAGGGAAGUUGAAAUAAUAUAGUCAGCUGCGUACAGUCUUAGUGUGCCAUUUGAGGAAAAACAAAAACAGUAUCAGAGGAAGUGAAGGAAUGUGCAACUCAGACGGAGAUUGCAGGCCAUUGGGUUUUCUGCUGGGUCUUCCCUUUGCCUUUCUCUCCCUCCUCCUCUCAAUCGUUGGUCUAAUUGUAUGGAUUGUUGGAUUGUUGCUGACAUGCAUAUGCCCCUGCUGCUUGUGCCUGACCGUAAUAGUGGAGCUUGCGUUAGCAUUGGUGAAGGCUCCACUGCAUGUCAUGGAGUGGUUCACUUCUCAGAUCCCUUGCUGAGUUCCUCUUAAUUUUUAUCUUCCUUCUAGGGAGAAAUUUUAGACUUGGAUUUGUUGGUACUUCCCCCUGUUUUGCCAAUUUUUGUGGUUAUAGUGGGGAUUUGGCAGGUAUUUGGUUUUACGGUGGAGAAUUAAUUAUCAGAACUUAUUUCAGAUAUAUUUUCACAUGAUGGUUUUAUGUUGAAGAUCGAGAAUUAAUUUUGAGUUUGAAUGAAAGAAUUCUGAGUAACUUUUA
Molecule: messenger RNA, 818 nt
Organism: Glycine soja
Lineage: Eukaryota; Viridiplantae; Streptophyta; Magnoliopsida; Fabales; Fabaceae
Product: signaling peptide TAXIMIN 1
Exons: 2
Coding region: 351-584 (77 amino acids)
Source: RefSeq, a predicted model, not a curated record